UAUGUCGAGCUAGCCAGAUCCGGAUAACUUCAAAUCCAUUCCCAGUUGAAGUUCAAGUACUCUAUCGAGAGAACGUUGUGUACUUUUGUUGAUUUGAAGAUAACCCAACUGGGUAUUUUGUGCUCGCCGCUGAGAUCCUGCUCCCUCCCGCACCAGCUACUACUCCCUGUUACUGGUCCUGGGCUUGGUCCUGUAAGUGGUCCUGGUAAAUGGUGCUGGUUGAUGAUACCGUUACUGGUCCUGCGAUGAAUCGCCACGAAGGCAUCGCCUGCAGCGGUUGCGGCAAGGUGGCAUUCACCGGACGGAUGUAUCGCUGCCUGAGUUGUCGCGACUUUGACAUCUGUGCGGACUGUUACGACAGCGACUUUACGACGGCCACCCAUCCGUUCGACCAUCCGGUGAAGUGCGUCUAUACGCCGGCCGAUGUGGAGCUGUACUUCGGCGGCGAGUACAUCAGCAGCGAUCCGCCGCAGAGCUACCGCUGUCCCUACUGCAAGCGGUGGGGCUUCAACGAGUCCACCUUCCUGGAGCACGUCUCGGCCCAGCACGUCGACGCCAGCCCGCUGCUGGUCUCCACCAUGGUCACUCUCUUUGAGCAGCAGCAGGCGGCACGUCUGUUUUUGGAGGACGAGCAGCUGGCCUCCUUCUCGGCGGCGGCCGGUUCGCGUAACCGGCAAAUGGUUCGCACUCACGGUUCCCUCGAUCUCUAUCUGGAGCCUCUGAAUCCGGACGGAAGCUACAAAAGGGCAAGUCAGCCGGAGGAGGCGGCUGCCAAGAGCGACGAGGUGACCCGGGAGCGGUCCCACCGUCUGCGACGCGCUGCAACAACCGGAUCGACUUCCACAGGGCCGAACGCCUUCUCGGCAGCUGCCAGAGCUCGAGCUAGAACGGCGUCUGCUGGAUUUAGUGCCGUAUUGGCAGCCACCUCCUCAACCGGCACCAACAGGAAUAGAGGUAUCGCCAGCCGGAAUUCGGUAACGACGUCUUCCAAUCGUCGCCAAGAUCGGGUGCGCUUGAAUACGUCACAGGUGGAGAGCUUUCGAUUCAAUUCUGGGGAGUCUGGACGGGAUUUCGUACCGCCUCCGCCAGAUAUUUCCUUUGGUGGGUCCAUGCCUGCCUCGCUAGCCCCAAACGCCGGAGCUCAACCUCGACCUCAGCCGCCACCACGACAGCCACAGCCACAGCCGCAACCGCAACCGCAACAGCCUCAACGGCAGCCACAACCCAACGCUGCAGGAGCGAAUCCCACCGUAAGGGACAUGAUGCGGUACUAUGGUAGUGUAAUAGCUGGUGGCCAGGAGGCCUACCGUACCCCCCCUUCUGUCAGGAGCCAACGAGCCCGUACGCGUGCCUGGGUGGAAAGCAACAACCUCCGUGGAGCCGCCUUGGGCAGCGGACGCAACGUCGUCGGACCUACAUCUCCCCUGGCCAACGGACCCCAUGCGCCCAGAUCCUAUCUCCUGCCGUCGGACCCGGGGUUCAGUGAGCAACGCCUUCGGGCCCAUCGGAUGACGAACUACCACCAGAACUAUCUGGCGGCAGCCGGCAGAGGAGGUGCGUUAUCGAUGAGCCAUCAGCGAUUGGGUCACUCGCAGGUUCUGUCCUCCCGCACGGUGGACUUCAACGAGAUACCCAUGGAGGAUGGGGACAAUAUGACCAUUAAUGCGGCGGCCGCCGAGAAUCUGAUGCGCAGCUUCGAGGAGGAGCCCGCCUUGGCGGCUAAAAAGCGGGACCAGGAGCGUCAGCGCUACUUGUGCUACCGCUUCCUGGCGCCCAAACCGUCUCGCCCGCCGGCGGAGGAGACCACCUUCCUGGCCCACCGAUCCGAGUUUGUGGCCCAGCUGCUGGCCUCGGCGCUCUGCGAGGAGAACCUGCAGGUGAAUGUGGCGGUGGACCUGCCUCUCGCUAUCCUUCCCAAGCAAAAGAGCCGGCCCAGCUGCGACAUUGUGGGAGCCGGCGACGCCGAGAAGAUCUCUCCGCGGUGAUUCGAACCGAAUCGAUUUGGGUACUACCUGCCCCCCGGCAGCUCAUGUUUCUUGUACCUUUUGUAUCGGUUAAAUUUUCUGUUUAUAUCGAGAUAUCCUUUUGGUAUUAUGUCCUCGUGCUGGAGGCCAGUAAAUUAGUCGCACUUUUGGAUUAA
This is a messenger RNA of Drosophila bipectinata, 2140 nucleotides long. RefSeq lists its product as uncharacterized. NCBI's taxonomy places the organism in Eukaryota, Metazoa, Arthropoda, Insecta, Diptera, Drosophilidae. Gene Ontology annotation, cellular component: plasma membrane. Gene Ontology annotation, molecular function: zinc ion binding. The record is from RefSeq and is a predicted model, not a curated record. Gene Ontology annotation, biological process: synaptic signaling.